This is a messenger RNA of Callithrix jacchus (white-tufted-ear marmoset), 3284 nucleotides long. The record is from RefSeq and is a predicted model, not a curated record. Lineage: Eukaryota; Metazoa; Chordata; Mammalia; Primates; Cebidae.
GUUUAUAUAACCUAUAAUCUCAAUAUGAAUUUUGGGAAGUCAUGCUGCCACGGGCAACACAACUUGUCUAACAUUUUAGCCUAGUUUCCAUUAUGCUGCUCAUGAUUCUGUCUGAAUUCUGCCAGGAAAGUUAAUGCUGAAUCUUUUCCUAAGAUGUUCUGCACUACCAACAAGAAAUAGCCCCAAGUAAAGUAAAUAUACUAGUGUUCUUCCUAAGAACACUGAAACAGGUUUCCAUAGGCAGUUAAAUUGUUGCUUCUCUAGAUGAUUGGAGUGAGAGACUCUGGCUAUUCUCAUGGGUAACUUGUCCGCUGAGAUCUUUAUGUACGUUCAAAUCCUUCAAUUAUUUUUGGUUUCCAGUCAUUGGUCUCCAGCAUCCCAACAUGACUCUAUUUAACAUUAUAUUAGAGGUUCCACCCUGUGCAUCUGCCUUUUGGUAUCAUUUAUUAAUCUCAGUGUAAAAGGUUGUCCAUUGUACUAAGUGGCCUUAUUUCAUACUGGUAUAUGACUCUGAGCCUGCAACAAUGGGCAGAGAUAAAACACCCAGCUAAAAAUGAUGUUCAUUGUAGGACUUGCAAUUUGAAGAUGUCAACUGAAAGUGUGUCAUCUUUCUUGAAGAGCAAGAGAACUUGGAACCUUUUGACUACUACCUGAGACAGAGCUUUUUCUAAUGGUAUUUAUGCAUUAUUCACGAAUGAAUUUCCAAUUUUAGACUUAUACUCAAGAUUGACUAUCUCUUCUUUUCCAGAUGCAAGGACAUCUUGUGAUUCCCAGAGAAUACUGAUGGAGAAUUGUACAGAAGUUACAAAGUUCAUUCUUCUAGGAUUAACCGAUGCCUCGGAACUACAGGUCCCCCUCUUUAUCUUGUUUACCCUCAUCUACCUCCUCACUCUGUGUGGGAACCUGGGGAUGAUGCUGCUGAUCCUGCUGGAGUCUUGUCUCCACACUCCCAUGUACUUCUUUCUCAGUAAUCUGUCUCUGGUGGACUUUGGAUACUCCUCAGCUGUCACUCCCAAGGUCAUGGCUGAGUUCCUUACAGGAGACAAGGUCAUCUCCUACAAUGCAUGUGCUGUUCAGAUGUUCUUCUUUGUAGCCUUGGCCACUGUGGAAAAUUACUUACUGGCCUCAAUGGCCUAUGACCGCUAUGCAGCAGUAUGCAAACCCCUACACUACACCACCACCAUGACAGCCAGUGUAUGUGCUUGUCUGGCCCUAGGCUCUUAUGUCUGUGGCUUCCUAAAUGCCUCAUUCCACAUUGGGGACAUAGUCAGUCUCUCUUUCUGUAAGUCCAAUCUGGUACAUCACUUUUUCUGUGAUGUUCCCGCCAUCAUGGCUCUGUCUUGCUCUGAUAAACACAUUAGUGAGGUGAUUCUGGUUUUUAUGUCAAGCUUCAAUAUCUUUUUUGCUCUUUUAGUUAUCUUGAUCUCCUACCUGUUCAUAUUCAUCACCAUCUUGAAGAUGCAUUCAGCUAAGGGACACCAAAAAGCGCUGUCUACCUGUGCUUCUCACCUCACUGCAGUCUCCAUCUUCUAUGGGACAGUCAUCUUCAUGUAUUUGCAGCCCAGCUCCAGCCACUCCAUGGAUGCAGACAAAAUGGCAUCCGUGUUCUAUGCUAUACUCAUCCCCAUGUUGAACCCUGUGGUUUAUAGCCUGAGGAACAGAGAAGUCAAGAAUGCAUUCAAGAAAGUGUUGAGAAGGCAAAAAUUUCUGUAAGAGUGGAAUUUUAACAUUGCUGUAUACACAAAAGUGUUUCACUCAUCCCAGACCUUCCUCAUGCAAUGAGUUACAUUUGAAAUGCCGCAAUACAUUUGUUUAUGAGGUGAUAUUCUUUUGAAUUGAUAUUCUUAGAAGUCAAUUAUUUAAUAAAAAGAAAACAUUCUCAGAACUGUAACACCUGAAUGUGGAAGGCUAAAGGGAAUUAUUAGAAUUUUUGGAAGGUGCUGGUCACAGCUUACUAAUGACAUUUGGUUUACUCACUUGUUCCACUUGCAUUUUCUCUACCACAUUCCAAUGCAAACAUACUUGUUAAACAGGAACACCAGACAAGUCUUCUUGUGGGCACAUUCUCAUCUUGUUGGAGAUCUUAGAGGAAGAGCUUUCAACUCUUUCUCAUUCAAUAAAUGCUGGCUGUGGAUUUAUUACAUGUUGCCUUUGUUAUGUGAAGGUAUAAUCCUUCUAUUCCUGAUUCGUUGAGGUUUUUUUCAUGAAGCAAUAUUGAAUUUCGUCGAAUGCUUUUUCUGCAUCUAUUGAAAUAAUCAUGUUUUUAUCCUUUUUUUGAUAAUAUGAUAUAUCACAUUUAUUGAUUUGCAUAUGUUAAACCAUUCCUGCAUCCCUGGAAAAAAAUCCCACUUGAUCGUGAUGAAUGAUCUUUUUGAUGUGCUGUUGAAUUUUUAUUGCUAGGAUUUUGUUCAAUAUUUUUGCAUUUACAUUCAUCAUAGAUAUUGGCCUGUAGCUUUCUUUCUUUCUGAGUCUGGUCUUGGUUUUAGGGUAAUUAUCACCUCAGAGCAUGAAUUUGGAAGUGUUCCAUUCUUUUCAAUUGUUUUCUAUAGUCUGUGAACAGUUACAAAAACUUAUUUUUUUGGUAGAAUUCAUCAGUGAAGCCAUGAGGUCCUGCACUUUUCUUUGAUUGGAGACUUUAUUACUGAUUCAAUUUCAUUAAUUGUUAUUGUUCUCUUUAGAUAUUCUAUUUUUAAAAUUCAACCUUACUAGGUUUUCUAUUUCCAGGAAUUUAUCUAUUUAUUCUAGGUUUUCCAAUUUGUUGAAAUACAAUUGUUUAUAGCAGUUUUUUUUAUCAUCUUUUGUAUUUCUUUAGUAUCAGUUGUAAUAUCUUCUUUUUCAUCUCUGAUUUUAUAGGUUUGCUAAUGAUUCUGAUUUGAUCAUUCCACAGUGUACACAUAUAUUGAAAUAUAAUUUUGUACCCCUUAAAUAUAUACAAUUAUUGUUUUUUGAUUAAAAAUAAAACAAUAAAGAAUAAUAUAUGUUGAGACAAAUGAAAACAAAAACACAACAUACCAAAGCUGAUGGGAUGUAGGAAAAACAUUACUAAGAAGGAAAUUUCUAACAAUGAGUGACUAUAUUAAAAGAAGAAAGAUUCCAAAUAAACCACCUAACUGUAUACUUCAAAGAUCUAGAACAAAUUAAGAUAAAAUUUCGAAGAAGGAAGGAAAUAAUACAUAUGAGAACAGAAAAGACACAAGAACAGAAAAUGAAACACCGCAUAUUCUCACUCAUAGGUGGGUGAUGAAAAAUGAGAACACAUGGACACAGAAAGGGGAGUACUAAAC